UGGCUUGGAAAUUAUUUUGAGAAAAAUGGGGAAUUGUCAACAAGUGUAGUCAAGUCGUUUUCUAUAAUAUGGCUAGACUAAAGUGAAGAAUUUCCACUAUAAAUGUUACCUUAUCUAUGGAUUCAAUCAUUCAGUACUAGUAGUUGUUCACAUUUGUCUGUACACUUUAUAUCUGUAAAAUAAUGCAAAGCCUUUCCUUAUGGUUAAUCACAUUUGUCUUUGUUGUUGUUCAGGUGCAAAGCAGGCUUUUGAGACUAAAUUCUUCGGAACAAUUUAUCUCGGAUGGAGUUGAUCGUGUUGAAAAUCAAGCUACGUAUGAAAAAUGUGAACAUAUAUAUGGCGUCUUUCCCUGUGCUGACAGCGUCGGAGGUUUCAUUUUCCUAAUAGCAGUCUAUCAGUACUUGCUGAUUGUAGGAGAAAAGCUGGUCUCGAAUGGAAGCAAAACGAUCUUCAACAUACUUGGUACGGGCAUUUUUGGCGCUACCUUGUUUCAAAUCUUGAAGGCUUUCCCAAGGAUUAUCUUGGUGAUAGCAUCUGGAGCUUUUUCUAGUACAGAGAAAGCUCAGAAUCAAGUCUCUACUGGAGUAAGCACUAAUGUUGGAGCCACAGUCUUUAACCUUACUUUUAUGUGGGGAAUAUGUGUCAUAUUCGGCGCAAAAGAGAAGCAUGCGACGUCGCAACAACCUGCAGAAUCCUCACUUUCGAACUGUUUGCAGGUUUUAAAGAGUAAGUUUUCUACAAACGAAGCUACACCUUUGCCUUUGUCUGCAGGAGGUUGUCCUGUUGGUCUAAUGCUGAAAACAAAUGUGUGA
This is a messenger RNA of Capsicum annuum, 812 nucleotides long. Its product is annotated as sodium/calcium exchanger NCL1-like. The transcript is spliced from 3 exons. Gene Ontology annotation, biological process: calcium ion transmembrane transport; intracellular calcium ion homeostasis. Lineage: Eukaryota; Viridiplantae; Streptophyta; Magnoliopsida; Solanales; Solanaceae. The record is from RefSeq and is a predicted model, not a curated record. Gene Ontology annotation, cellular component: membrane. Gene Ontology annotation, molecular function: calcium:proton antiporter activity. Bases 183 to 812 code for a protein of 209 amino acids.